AUGCAGAUGCGUCAUGAGCCGCGGAAGGCAGUGCCCAGUCUUGAGCUCAACGCGUCGCGUCGUGACGACGGUGGACGAAAUUGCGGUCUGAGGAAAACGCGGUGGCGUGAUGAGGCUGAUCAGGAGAAGCGUGGGGUGGGGAGGAGGGUUGAGUCAACGUUGGAGAGUGCUAGAGGCGGCAAAAGUCUCCUGCGGCGAAUCAUGGCAUGGAUGGACGCAGCGCAACUAAAAUUGCGCGUGUGUCGUGAUGGACGGGCGGCGUUGAGCAGUCGUUGUAUCUCCCGCGGCCUGCUCGUCCUCGUCGUUGCAGCCAGAUGCGCCGGGUCUGAAAUUGUUUCUGGCAUUAUUGCGACAGGAAAGGGCGGAGGGCAGAUCGGAGCCAAUCAAAUCCCUCGUCGACACAAUCUGGCCAUCCCUGUGUGCAUGCAUGGGAGUCCAGCCGGCCUCCUCGUAUUGCCUGGACUGCUGGUCCAUGUAUCAUUGCCUCACCAACCUACUCCCAUGCCAAGAGCGGUCGUGAGGGUGCAGGGCGCGCAACAACGGACCUACUGGACGCUGGACAGCGAAGGACCUGAGGACGAGAAUCUGCCGACGUACACGCCGCGAGCAGAGCAAGAGGAGGAUCGUAGUCGUGGUAGUGUCACGAUGCAGGGCAAUGGCCAGUACUUCGACCCGCGCCAUGAGCCGCCCUUGCCACGAUAUGAGAGCUACGAUGGGAGUGGCUACGGCAGUCCGGACUCCAGCCAGAGGAGCUCGCUGCAAUAUAGCAAGCAAUCCGCUCCCGCCGUCCACCAGACGAAUGCGCUCUACAACGAUUUCGCUUUCGAUGCCACUUUUCCACAGCCACCACAAGGCGGCCAGCAACAGCAAAGACGCAUGCAUGGGAAUGGGCAUAAUCCCUUCGACGAUAUCAAAUUCGGUCUCGACCAAGUGCACGCGCAUAAUAUUUCCUUGAAUACGAAGAUACACACGCAAAGCCAGGACAUAGUUGGACGGCAUUUGUUAUAUGAGACGGCAUUAUUGGAUACGCAGUCAUACGAAAUUCUGAGCAUCGAUGACGUGGAUGAGUUGAAAAAGGAGCAUGUGCGCCUGAACUCAAGGAUAGAGGCCGCAAAUCGCAAGCUUGUGCUUGAGAGCAAAGUCAAAGAUGCUGCACAAAGUCUUCAGAAGCUCUACAAGCGGCCAGACACUCCUCAAAGCCCAGACAGUCCACACAAAGACCGGAAUAGUCUUCUGGGCAAUCGGCGAAGGGCUGAAACAGCUUCCAGCCAAGAUGCACAGCAUCAAGCUGAAGAUGAGCUCACGUUGGCAAUCAAGAAGGUCGACGAGCUGAACAGCCAGAUCAAAGAGCUGAUGGACAGGAGGCUGGUCGUCGAAAGGAAACUUUUGAGACACACCGCUGCUGUGCUUGCAGAACAAGCGAGUCAGCGCAGCGAGACCCCAAACACGGCCCUCACCAACAAUAUCAUCGAUGACGAUGAUGCGAUUGCCUUUGGACCUGACGACUUUGACGGAAUCCGCGAUAUCCUCAAAGGGAGACCGCUGCCCACAAUCAAGCCAGAGGAGCUAGAAAAGAUGCAGGAAGGCCACGAGAGGCAAGUGGCCAACCUCAAAGGCCAGCUACAGUUCUACCAGGAUACGCGAGAAGAGCAUGAGCAGCAGCUUGUAAGCAUGAGAGAACAGCUUCAGACGCAACAAGAACAAACCGUGACAGCUAUACGUCAGAGGUCCGAGCAGCAGCUUGCGAGUAUGCAGAAACGACUUGAAUCACUGAACUCACAGCUUCGAACUAUCAUCACGGAAGCUGCGCGGACACGAGGUCAAGAACCAGAGCCGCAGCCUCCGAUACAGCAAAGUGACAACAUCGAAAGCAAUCUCGAUAAUACCUUCAUUCUACUCGAGAACAACAUGCAAAUCAUGGAGCAGGAGCAUGAGAAGACGAGAGGCCAUUACAAGAAUGUUCAAGACAGUGCGUACAUCACGCGUAACACGGUCGAGGAACAGCUGGAGGGAUUGAACAACAAUCUGUUCAAGACUUUGCAAGCUUCGGCUGGCAUGCACGCUGUAACCGAGCUGCAUCAGCCGCCAGAGAUCAGCGGGCAUGGCUAUCAGCACCAGCUGCAGUAUCUCGAACAGGCUCUUCACAUGGCAGAUCAAUUGCUGCAGGAGCAUAAGGGCGAAUUGCAUGCUGCUAAGGAAGCGUCGAGAAGUGCAGAAGAAGCACAGGAGACUGCGAGGAAGCUCACCCAGAAAUCAGUCGAAUACGAGACAGUGCUUGCCGGCCUAUGGGAGAUCGUCAACUCGUCCGAUGCAAAGUGGAACGGCCUCGAACCUCGCGCAAAUAUCGAUGUGCGUGGCAGCAGCGCCAGAAGCUCGGUAUCGCAAUACUCGCCUGUCUCGCCAAUUCGGGAAGACUUCUCGUUGCAGGCUUUCAGCUCCCGCGUCCAGCAUCUUUUUGAUGUCGCGAAUGGAGCAAAGGAGCAGCAGGACAUUCUACGUCGACAGAUUCAGCAACAGCGAGACUUGAACGGCAAGUCUGACAUGGAGAAGGACACGCAGAUCGAAGAGCUGCAAGCUCGGUACGAGGCGUUGAACAUGUCAUACGAUGCUACCCAGCAGGACCUUGCGAAAAUGAUGGCUGGCCACGAGCAAUCCCAAGCGGAGGCACUGGAGUCUCGUAACGAAAUGCAGAAGGUGAUGGAAGAGUUGGACCACCUUCACAAGACAAUCGAUGAGACCAAGGCGCGAUCAAAGGAAGUGGACGAACGCCACCGUCAAUUGAUUACUGAGAAGAACCAGCUUUCUGCUGAACGCGACGCUGCGCACGAGGAGCUCGAUGGUGUGCGGAAAGAGCUCGAGAAUCUUGAGUCAGAGGUCGUGCGACUCACCACCGAGCUGACCAUGGCCAAAGCAGAAUUGGAGGGCGCAUACGGCUCCCGCUCUGAGAGGAAGAAGGAAGCUGGUGUUCAAGAGAAGGAGAUGGAAGCUCUCGCCACUCUCAAAGAUCAAGAAAUUGCUCAGCUCCGUCGGGAACAUGCAGAGAAGACAAGACUGCUUGAACAAGAAUUGCAAGACAUGAUGAACGAAUUCCAGGAAAUGACAAGAGAGUCUCUGGAAUUGGAGAAGGAACGCGGGCAACUCGAAGGCUUGAUUGACAGCCUCAGGGAGAGAGCCGAACAGCUCGAGACUCAACUCAGCGAUGAAAAGGCCAAGUGGAUGGGUAUCAAGAGCCCAGGUGAAGAUGGCGGUAAGAAGGAAAGCACUAGCGUCGCGGUGCUGAGACAAGAGUUCAAAAAGAUGAUGAGAGAGAAUCGCGCUGAAGGUGUGCGGCUACUCAAGAUCGAGCAAGAGGAGCGCCGUCGCCUUGAGACCGAGAUCCGCAAGAUCAGGCAGGCCACAUCCCCACUGGGCCGUCGGCCUGGUCAUCUCGCGACCAACAGUCUCGCCCAAAGCCAUGCUCGACUUGGCAGCGUAGCCUCAUCCAGUGGCGGCGCGCCAACAAUCAACGGACAUUUGCAAGGUUGAUCUCUACUGCAUCCUUGCAGUGUCAAAAUAUUUGUGAAACUCACGUGCAUAAUGCAACUUCUGCUAAUUCGCACUGUAUAUUAUUAGUUUACUCUUUUUUAUCUGCGGCGUCAUCAAACAGGAAGUGCCCAUUUGGAUCGGGCACGACGGAGAUGGAAGUUUCAUUCCUGUCCGCAACCAGUGGAGGAAAGCCCGCUACGUAUAGAGGCAGAAGACGCAUUACCGCAUCUUCCACCAGGCCUUGCUUGUGUUGCGAGCAUUGUGCUUUUUGUGAUUGCGGACUUUGGUGUUGAAAUGCAUCGGCACGAGCAAGACUUGGGAUUGGCAUUUUGAGUUGGAUUCGAUUCUGCACCAGGCAAAAGGCAUUAGGACGUCAACAGGACGCAUAAAUAAAGGCAUUUGAGGCGGAAUGGAUAAACAAGACGCGCCUUUCCCAGGCGAAGAAGAAGUUUAAGGCGCAUGAUAGGGACCAACCAGGGAUGUUAAUUUAUGUUUGAAGGAUUUUAUGUCCGAACGGGAUGAGGGUAAAUACGUCUGAAGAAUACAAGCACGAGAGUGUGCGACAGGG
This is a messenger RNA of Pseudocercospora fijiensis CIRAD86, 4093 nucleotides long. RefSeq lists its product as uncharacterized. Lineage: Eukaryota; Fungi; Ascomycota; Dothideomycetes; Mycosphaerellales; Mycosphaerellaceae. Bases 1 to 3525 code for a protein of 1174 amino acids. The transcript has 3 exons. The record is from RefSeq and is a predicted model, not a curated record.